CUCUCUCCCUUUUUUUAUUCUUACCCCUUUCCCCAUUUACAUUCUCUGGUCUAAUUAGCCACUCUCUCUCCCUCUUUUUUCCAUCUCUCCUCUCCCUCUGUGUGUGUGUGCAGCUUUCAGAUAUGGCAGUUUCACCUACAACCUCUACAUGCUUAGAGCUAACAAUAUCCAUGCCAGGCUCUGCCGCAUCCCACCUUCCUUCCUCUGAACAAGGGGCUGGGCAGGGCGUGAUGAGAAAUUUGGACAUAAAUCAAGUGCCUUCAGAAGAAGAUUGCUGGACGGGUGUAAGCGUGGAAAUAAUGGAUGAUUACGAUGACGGAAACAACAAAGGCGGUGGACCUCCUCGGAAGAAACUCCGUCUCACCAAAGAACAGUCUCGUCUCCUUGAAGAGAGCUUCAGACAAAAUCACACCUUGAAUCCUAAGCAAAAGGAGGCAUUGGCAAUGCAAUUAAAGCUUAGGCCCCGACAAGUGGAGGUGUGGUUUCAAAACUGUCGAGCAAGGAGCAAGCUAAAGCAGACGGAAAUGGAGUGCAAGUACUUGAAGAGAUGGUACGGGUCCCUGACCGAGCAAAACCGACGGCUGCAAAAGGAGGUGGAAGAACUGAGGGCCAUGAAGGUGGGCCCGGCCGCCGUGAUCUCGGCCCACAGCUGCGACCCUCCGCUGCCGGCAUCCGCCCUGUCCAUGUGCCCCCGCUGCGAGCGGAUCACGGCCACCACUGACAAGGGCCCGACCAGCUGGGCCGCCGCCACCGCCACAACAACAACAAAGCCCCCGACGAUGUCGUCUAAAGUGCCGCCCAUGAUGCGUCAUCCCCGACAUCCUUCGGCAGCUUGUUAAGACGGCUGAAUAAUUACCUGGCUGGCAUUGGCAAUGACCCAUGUGAAAAAAGAAAUUCACUUUUCGUUCUUAAAUAAAUGUCCGGACUGAUAAUCUAAUCCUUUAAAAACAUGUUUUUUUUGGUUCAAAAAAUCCGGAAGGUGUUUUUUUUCAAAUUUUUUGGACAAAAAGAAUGUAUCUAUUUAAAGAUCCAGGUUUGCGGGCCAGACAUUUAUUUAGGAACGGGAACUAAUAAAUGAAAA
Molecule: messenger RNA, 1081 nt
Organism: Rhododendron vialii
Lineage: Eukaryota; Viridiplantae; Streptophyta; Magnoliopsida; Ericales; Ericaceae
Product: homeobox-leucine zipper protein HOX3
Exons: 4
Coding region: 123-839 (238 amino acids)
Biological process (GO): regulation of DNA-templated transcription
Molecular function (GO): DNA-binding transcription factor activity, RNA polymerase II-specific; sequence-specific DNA binding
Source: RefSeq, a predicted model, not a curated record